Molecule: messenger RNA, 748 nt
Organism: Coccinella septempunctata (seven-spotted ladybird)
Lineage: Eukaryota; Metazoa; Arthropoda; Insecta; Coleoptera; Coccinellidae
Exons: 2
Coding region: 100-672 (190 amino acids)
Source: RefSeq, a predicted model, not a curated record
AGAACAAUCACGACAUUCCAUCAAAUCAAAAUUACUGUUGAAAAUUCCUGUGUCAUUUCAAAUGAAUUGGAAGAAGUAAAGUGUUCAACUAAAUUCGAAAUGGAACCCAAAUAUUUCACCCUAAUCUCAUUUAUUUGUCUAUUUUUGAUGAGUCUGUAUUGUUUUAUGGAUCAUGUGGUAACGGCCCAGAGUGAAAUAGGAACAUUAUCUUUUAUAAUUAUUGGAUUUUGUGCCUUCUUGGGCGCAUGGAGAACGUAUGAUGCGGCAACGAUGCCAGAAGUAAUGGGAGAAGUUCAAAAAUACGUGGAAAUAUUCGCAGACGCCUUCGUCCUGUCAUUUGCGGCAGCAGAAAUGUGGGAAAAAGAAAGGGUCAGGAUGGAAGUGGUGGUCCUCCAGAUGCUGCUCCCCUUCACGCCUAUAGCACUCUACAUCUCCAACAAGGAUUACAAAAAAACCCUGGAAUACGUCAUAUUAGGAUCCCUCAUUUCCUUGAUAGCCGCAUCGAUAUUGUGCGGUUGCGUGCUCGGCAUUGCGGCUGCUGGAAUUUACGCGGCCGGUGCGUUUUACGUGAAGGAUAAGGUCGUCAUAGAGGCGGUGCCACAGUCGGACCUGAAAAAUUAUGUGGAUUGUUUGUUCUGUUUGUUCCUGGCCUAUGCUUUGGAUGCAGCUUGAUUUUUUUCAUGGAGUAGAUCAUCGAUAUUUGUUAAUUCUUGAUUCAGGCGAAUAAAAGUGGGGGAAACGUUUUAAA